AUCUAGGAGACGGUUCUUCAUAAACAGCUCGUCAACAACCUCGGUAGCUUGCUAGCCAACAUAGCCGAAAGAUUCCAGCUGUUUAUACGCUUUCGGCGUAUAUUAGCUAAUAUGUUUUAGACACACGUCUGUCGUAUCUACUUGUUAACCUAUUUAAUUUAAUAUUACGUAAUUUUUUAUUAGUCGGCUAUAGUAGGUGGCUGUGUAAGUUAGCACUAGCAUGGUCACUAAUGAUAGCUAGCUAGCUAGCUAACAUCUCCGAACAUGAGCUCCCUAAACUUCUCCCCUCCUGUUAAAGAAGAGGAAGUCUGCUGGACGGAGGAAGAGGGUCUGUGGCUGAACGUUGUCGUGAAAGAGGAGGAAGAGGAUGUCAAAAUACAAAAACAAGUAGAGGGUGAGGCUGUUACAGUGAAAGAAGAAGAGAAAGACUCGUUCAGAGUGAAAGAGGAGGUUGUUACAGUAAAAGAAGAGGAGGCUGCAAUUUUUGGAGUGAAGAAGGAAGGGGAGAUUACUGUCACAUUGAAAGAUGAAGAAGAGGAGAUAGGAUAUCUGAUUAACACCAGAAAGAGACGUGACUAUCUUGGAUCCUCUGGGGAGCCUCAACAACCUCAUGAUGCUGACGAGGCAGAGAAAGGUCUCUCCAGAUCUGAACUCCUCAAGAAGCACCAGCAGAGACCCACAGGGAAAAAAUCUCACUGCUGCUCUGACUGUGGGAAGAAAUUCACCUCCUCAGCAGGCAUUACAAUUCAUCAAAGAAUCCACACAGGAGAGAAACCUUAUUGCUGUGAUCAAUGUGGGAAGAGAUAUCUUACAUGUAGCAGUCUAACUAAACACCAGAGAACACACACAGGAGAGAAACUUUUUAGCUGCUCUGACUGUGGAAAAAGUUUUGUUUCUUCAGGAUGUUUAGAAUCACACCAGAGAACACACACAGGAGAGAAACCUUAUAGAUGUGAUCAAUGUGGGAAGAGUUUUGUUACUUCUAGCAGUCUGACUAAACACCAGAGAACACACACAGGAGAGAAACCGUAUAACUGUAAACAAUGUGGGAAGACUUUUAGUCAGUCAUUCAGCCUGAUAUCACACCAGAGAACACACACAGGAGAGAAGCCUUAUAGAUGUGAUCAAUGUGGGAAGAGUUUUGUUACUUCUAGCAGUCUGACUAUACACCAGAGAACACACACAGGAGAGAAACCUUAUAGCUGUGAUCAAUGUGACAAGAGAUACUCUAGCAAAAGAUCUCUGAUCAAACAUCAGAAAAAACAUACAUGAAGGAGUUGUUUCACGAUAUCAAUUAAAUAAAAUCUCAAAAUGUAGAAUGUUUUAACAUUGUAGUAGGAGUAUUUUAAUGAAGUCACAAUGUAGAACCCUAAACGUUUGCCCCCUGUUCAAUUGAUUUCAGUGUGAUAUGGAGAUUAGCCUCGGGAAAAAUCCAGGCUCUGAAAUGGAAGAGUACUAUUUAUGUGGUCUAACAAAAAGUGACUAACAAAAAAAGAGUUGUGUUGCACUUACCGCGUUGGCGACCCACUUGAAUCAAUAUGUAUUCCCAGAUUCCGUGUGGCUUUUGAGCUGUUAGUUUGUUGAGUGAUGACAAAUAAGUGUUCCAUUUCUCCAAAAUGUAGCUGACUGUCUUCUGCAUGUUGUCUUCUAACCAGUGAGGUAACAUAUCUCCCAUUUCCAUUUGUUUUUUUAGCUGUGUUAGUUUCAACAGCACGUACAACCUGAUUUCCCCCCCUAAUCGAAAUCAGGGAUUCAUUGCUACUCGUCAAAACAACAGUGUUUCUGGUGCUUGUGCAGUUUAUAAGGUGCUUGUUUAAAAAAUACAAGUAAUAUGAUUAUUGUGGCAGAUGUUUGUUUAUAUUGUACAUGGUAUGUUUAGGUUUUCAAUAUAUCACAACCUGUUUCUGCAUAUUGGUUAUUGAUUUGGACACGUUAAAACUGUGUUUUGACAUUGGGGCUAUCCCACCAAAAUAGCUAAAUGUUGUUGACCAAUAUACGUUAGGUUUUAGUUGAAAUUAUGUGAUUUUGUCAAUGACUUUAAAACAACUUAAUUUCAACGUACUUGCAGCCUAUACACAUGGACGCAGAAUAAUAAAUUGGCCAAUAGUCCAUUUUAUUAACAAUCUUACAUCACUCCAGUAUUUCUUGACAAAAUGUGACGCUAAUUGUCUUCAAGGAAGUUAGUUGUUCAACUGAAUGCAUCUUCUACAUUUAACCCAACCCCUCUAAAUCAGAGAGGUGCCUUAAUCAACGUCCACGGCAAGUUACCUGCCUUGCUCAGAACGACAGAUUUUUACAUUGUCAGCUCCGGGAUUCAGAUCCAGCAACCUUUCGGUUACUGGCCCAACGCUCUAACCACUAGGCUACCUGCCACUACUGAAGAAGCAAGUCUCAAAUCACCUACUCAUAUUUCAAACAUCCAGUCUGACAAAAGAUACAUGUUUUUAUUAUUCCAUGCUGCACCAAACCAUGGGACGGUUGAGCUAACGUAGGCUAAUCCAAUUAGCAUACGGUUGUAAGUUACAAGAACAUUUCCUAGGACAUGGAUAUAUCUGAUAUUGGCAGAAAGCUUAAAUUAUUGUUAAUCUAACAGUAAUGUCCAAUUUACAGUAGCGAUUACUGUGAAAGAAUACCAUGCUAUUGUUUGAGGAGUGUGCAUAAUUUUGAACAUGAAAACAUAUAAAAAAAAAACAUUAGGCACAUUUUAGCAGUCUUGAUACAUUUGUACAGAGAUGCAAUGGUUCAUUGGAUCAGUCUAAAACGUUGCACAUACACUGCUACCAUCUAGUGGACAAAAUCUAAAUUGCACCUGGGCUGGAAUAAUACAUUAUGGCCUUUCUAUUGCAUUUAAAAGAUGAUGGUACAAAAAAAAAUACAAAAAACAGUUGUUUGUUUCUUUGGAUUAUCUUUAACCAGAUCUUUUCUGUUAUAUUCUCCUACAUUCCUUUCACAUUUCCACAACUUUCAAAGUAUUUCCUUUCAAAUAGUACCACAAAUAUGCAUAUCCUUGCUUUAGGGCCUGAGCUUCAGACAGUUACAUUUUGUUAUGUAAUUUUAGGUGAAAAAAAGGGGGGGUUCUGCAUUUAGCCAGUGAGUUGCCAUGGAUCACAAUUUAUUUAGAUUUUCCGUAUUGGAGAUGAGUUAUGUUUGGGCUCGUUCCAAGGGAACGAGAGUUCUAGAAGCUAGUGAGUUCUAGAAGCUAGAUGGGAAGAAAUUUUUUUUUUCUUGAUUUUAAUUAUUGACAGUUAGGUGACACCAUGUUUAUAUUGGUGAAGUUGAAGCAUUGUAGUUGAUUAUAAUGUGAAAUGGAAGUUGUUUUCUGUUGGUUGUAAGCAUUCUCUUACGGUGUUACAGUCUUUGGUUUUUCCAUUUAUGUUUUGAGGUUUGGAUUUUAGCACGUAUAUCUCAUUAGCUCGUUAGCUCGUAGGACGCACUGAUUGGUGUCACCUUGUUAGUCAGUAUGUGUUACACCUGUGCUGGCUUGUCCAUCUCAUUAGUGGGAAGGUGUUUCACCUGAGCUGUUCCAGGUUCUAUUUAAUAAGAGUGUCUGGCCCUGUGCUCCAGUUGUCUUGAUAGAUGUGGAGAGUCAACAACUUUAGUUGCACUACCGUUUGUUUCUUCUUUUUUAGUUUGUGGGUUUUUCUUUUGUUUUCCUCUUGGGCAGAUUUAGUGGGUCUCAUGGUGGCUGUCUUUUAGGUCCCAGUUGUUGUUACUAGUCAACUUUCUGUGGACACUGAGUGCAAAACUGCAAGAUUAUGUUAUAAUACUUUUAUUGCCUCAAAUGGUUGUUUUAUGCAACAGAAUAGAGGGUUCUUAUAACUAUUGUGUCUGUGUGUUCUACUAAGGAUGGGCCUCUGGGAGAAAACACUGACCGGAGAUUUACAAUAUCUUUUGGGUGAUAAAACCUAAAGAGACUGCAUUCCAGAGCAUGAGUUAAUGUUUCUGUUCUAUAUGGUACCAGGGAGAGACAACCUCAGGGCCAGACCCUGGUCUCUACACAAAGAAUACUGUUUUUACAUCAGAUAUUGUCUGCUGAGAAUAAUAAGUAUCUUUCAUACAAAUCUUAAUCUUGUGACCCGUUCUAUACAUCUGUUGUUCGUCAUGUAGUUAUCUUGGCUGUAAAAGACCUUUGUAUCGUGGCUCUCAACGAAUCAUCUGGGGGUGAUUCGUCGACCAGCCAUCAUUAUCGUAGAGGACUCAAUUGAUUCACUUUAUAUUUGUGUGUUGUCUUGACCUGCUCCAUUAUUAAGUGAUUAAAUAUUUAGUUUAAGAAUAACUCUGA
Molecule: messenger RNA, 4282 nt
Organism: Oncorhynchus kisutch (coho salmon)
Lineage: Eukaryota; Metazoa; Chordata; Actinopteri; Salmoniformes; Salmonidae
Product: gastrula zinc finger protein XlCGF17.1-like
Exons: 2
Coding region: 265-1272 (335 amino acids)
Biological process (GO): regulation of DNA-templated transcription
Molecular function (GO): RNA polymerase II cis-regulatory region sequence-specific DNA binding; DNA-binding transcription factor activity, RNA polymerase II-specific
Source: RefSeq, a predicted model, not a curated record